Oryzias latipes (Japanese medaka) is the source of this 1498-nucleotide messenger RNA. RefSeq lists its product as uncharacterized. Lineage: Eukaryota; Metazoa; Chordata; Actinopteri; Beloniformes; Adrianichthyidae. The record is from RefSeq and is a predicted model, not a curated record.
UCCUGACUCACAUAUACUUAGUUAACUUUACUCAGUAAUAUAAAAUACAUACUUCUUACUAGGUUUUGUUGAGUUACAGUCAAAUGCAGGUUGAAAAUAACAAUUUACUUAAUUGUUUGAGUGACACUUACUUGAAACAAGCAAGUAGCAACAAAGGAUGCAAUGACGUUAUUACACCAGUGAGAGGCAGCAGUGCAAUAAAGCGUACCUAAUGUGCAGAAAAAAACGAAGAAAAAGAAGCGGCACUGCAAGAGCAUGCGUAAUUUGUACGUAUCUUGGCGCCAAUUCUCCAGAUGUGGAAAGACGUUGAGAGGCCACCUACGUUUUUAUCCGGAGCUUCGUUACUUUUUUGAAAGAAAAAGAAUAAUAAUAAGAGGAAGUCCUUCUGGCAGCUGCCUCCUGAUUGGUCUUCCACAAACAGGUCUUGAUACACUGCAGAUGCAGUGGAACUGUAAGCACUGUGUUUUUUCUGAAAACAAAAGAGGACUUUUGUUAAAACAUUAUCGUUUAAAACAUGGAGGCUUCACUCGGCAACGGCCAAUACCAGAGACAAAGUUUAACAGGUUAUUCACCACAGAUCUGCAGAGUAACGUUUAUGGUGCUGUGGAUCGCUACACGCCACGCUUUGUCACAAUCUUCAAGUCCAAGAAAGGGACCGUUGGAGAGACAUUGGAUGAGCUUAUGCAGCAAAUGAAUACAGGGAAAGAAGCAGACGUGACAGCAAUGCGCACUCUUGUGCUCCGGGGCUUACCUAUCCUGCUUGGUGUUGAUGCCAUUAACUUCUACAACACCUGCAAUGCAUGUGAUGUUGAUGGCUGGCCACAAGUGUCCGUUGGGGUGCUGGCUGUUAUUGAUGAAGAAGAUCCUCUCAUUCCGAAUAAACUGUACCUUGACCGAGUGUCUACUGCAGUCAUUGUGGAGGGAGGUAUAGUACUGGAUAAUCUGCAUAAUAUGCCUCAGGCAAUUUGCAUCUUGUUUGGUCUGUCUUAUGCUUUAAAUUUGAAGUAUCCAAAAGGCAUGAUCAACACUUUCAGACACCAGUUUGUUCUGUUUGGGACAGAACAAACUGCCACCAAAACUACAAUCUCUGAAAAAUCUCCUGUUGAGCUGAGAUGUAAUCACAUGUGCAAGAGUGAUGAUAUUUGACAUUUGAUUAAAAAAAAAAUGUUCUGACUGGGGAAUAAGAGUAGUUGAUAGAGAAAAAAAAGAAAACUAAGGCACUUGUUUAAAAUUGUCAGCCCAUUGGUUCUUGAGCAAGUUAAGAGGCUGCCAGUGUAAUCGACAUUUGUCAGAGACAUUGCUUUUGGCACUCGUCAACUCGUUGGUUCCAUCAAGUUUGGUCUCUGAAAUGUUGUUGAUUUAAAGUUGUUAAUUCAAGGUAUGGCCCAUUUACUUAUAUAGAAAACCUGACUAUUUGCAUUCUUUUUACCCCAGUGCAAACUUGUGUGUACCAUCCUUGUGUCAGUUGUUAUGAAAAAUAAAUAUAUUUACCUUUGAA